ACCUGUGAAACAAAUGAUACAUUAUCAUUAAUCAGAAGAGAAGAUUCCUACAAAUAAAAUUUCAAUUUUAAUCAAUCAGAUACUUAUUUGCUUGUUAUUCAUAAGACAAUCAUCAGCACUAAACAGGUCCUUAAAGCUGAAAUCUGGCUUGAUUUUUCCCCCUAGCAAGUACUCAAUUAUCCAUUGUAAUUUCACUAUAACAAUUCUAAAUCUAAUGACAUGUGCCUAUACAGAAGAAUAUAUUGUUUCAAAAGUAUAAUAUUGUAAAUAUGCCCUUUAUUCAUCAAUCUCCAAUAAAAUAAAUAUUCAUAAGUUACCUGUGACAAUUAGUUAUGCAGAUAGAUUUUGCUGUUAUUAAAGUUUCAUUAUUUAAAUAUAAUUAGGAAAGUGAUGUAAAACGAGCCUGGAUUCCCCAACUGUGAACUGCUGUAUUGAAAAUGUAAUUUCAAUAACUUUAGUUCACAUAAGAAUCCUGCCCCAAAAGUUAAUACUGAAAUGUUAAAGUUGCAAAUGGAGGAGGAAGUAGAUCUCAGUUUCAUAGAACAGACUUUGUACAGUACUCGUGUUAAUAAUCCAAUGCUAAUAUCUGUACGCCUGAUAUCUAUUUCCUCUGGACUGGUCUUACUUCAGGAGGAAGAAAUUAUGCUAUCCUAGAAGAACGGAGGUAUUAGCCGUCUGUCAUCCGGGCGGUUAUGGAAGGCAUCCCGGGCGUCGUGAAAACAAACAGGCGCUGCUGCGCUCAGCUUACAAAUCGACUCGGAGGGAGUUAUCUCUCCAGGCACUCAGGGUUAGGAAGGCUUCUCCACGCCCCUUUGUCCAUUGUCAGGGCCACCUCGGCAGUUUCCGCUCCCGCCUCGGCUCCUUUCGUCUGGUUACCCUCCGCCCUAUGGGAGACUGUCGGAAAGUUUCGGGAGCGCUGCUAAGUCUUCCGGGACCUGCUUCGGGGGUUCCGCGCCGCAACCAGGCAACUCACCUGGGGAAGCCGCAGCCUCCGCAGUCUUCUUACUAGGCAGCAUCAGAGGGUAAGCUCGAGCAUGCUCCGGCGCUUAACGGCGCUGGUUAGGGUGCUAUGAAUGCAAAUCUUCGUCGACGCCGGGAGUUGGAGAAAGGAAACUGCUCGGUGGGGGAGCUAUGUAGCCCGUGGAAAGGCGAGAAACACGCGUGUCCAGCAAAAUUAGAUUAAGACAGGGUACCUGCCUGACUCCGAGGCUUCCCAUCCUCCGUCCACAUUGGUUUGAGAGGAAAGCGGAGAGGUCCGGCAAGAACAGCUUGCAUAGGAACUUUUCGCGCGUGAGAAAGAAAAGAGUUGAGGGUUGCGUGGAGUCCUCCCCACCCCGCUCGGUGCCUCUUCUUGGUCGGCCAGCAAUUUUUGCCAGUCCGCUCGGUUAGUAAACCUCGGAAGGUCAGCAGCCACGUCGGGGCCCGUUGGGAGGGCGCAAAGGAAUCGGCAGCUUCCCUGAAACAUGGCCACCGGGGGCUAUCGGGGCAGCGGCGCCGCCACGACCGACUUCUUGGAGGAAUGGAAGGCUAAGCGGGAGAAGAUGCGGGCCAAACAAGCACCGCCGGCCGGGGUGAGUGACGGCAAAGUAGCCACCAAUAUUGCCACCAGCGGCGGUGGCGGCAGCACCGCCACCGCCGCCGAACUUAACAACAAUGGCAGCGGCGGCAUGAAUUGCGUUCCUCUGGCCAGAAACACUCCGAAGGAACCCCAGCCGACAGCCGGAACCAGAGCAGGAGGCGCGGAGCCCCCGGGGAGCAGAACCAGCGCGGCGCCAACUUCUCCCGAGGAGGAGAAAGUGGCUCCCAAGGGCAAAGGUUCCUCCGGCCCCAGCGCCCGGAAGGGAAAAGGGCAGAUCGAGAAAAGGAAGCUGAGGGAGAAAAGGCGCUCGACAGGUGUCGUGAACAUCCCGGCCACUGAGAGUUUGGAUGAAUAUGAUGAUGAUGAAGCAGGACAAAAAGAACGUAAAAGAGAAGAUGCAAUCACACAACAAAAUACAAUACAAAAUGAAUCCACUAUUUCAGAUCCAAAUGCUUCAUAUAUAUUACAGGACACAUCUAGAGCAAUUGGAAACAGAUACAAAAGCACAACACCAGAUGAUGAAGUUUCUAAUAGAUGUUCACGUACAGAUAGGACAGGAUAUAGCAGAUUCAACAGGGAUGCAAAUUCUUCUGGAAACUUUGUAUCAGCUAAUUCUUUGGAAAAGAAGAUUGAUGAUCUUGAAAAGGAUCUAGCAAAGGAGCGACAAGAAAACCUGAGACUUGUGAGGAUAGCCCAAGAUAAAGAAGAGUUGAUUGGAAAAUUAAAGGAAGAAAUUGAUUUAUUAAAUAGGGAUCUAGAUGAUAUAGAAGAUGAAAAUGAGCAAUUAAAGCAGGAAAAUAAGACACUGUUAAAAGUUGUUGGACAGCUGACAAAAUAGAAGAUGGAAGCUGACAAAAUAGAAGAUGGAAGCCUCAGUGAGGAAGGAAAUAUGAAACUACUGAUAUGAAUGUUUAAGGGUCAAGAUUAGGAUAUUUCCUUUGUGGCAAUAUGUCAAAACAAUUGUCUUUAUAUUUAUUAUUAAGGAGCAGGGAGAAAUGAUGAAUGUUUUACAUGAAGCUGUUACUUCUAAGCUCAUCCCCUUGAAUUUCCCAAAGUGAUUCAAAUGAUGCUCAUUGAGAUGCAUUAGGUGUUUAUAUAUAUUUGACCCAGUUAUACUUUUUAAAGAAUUCCUGAUUACAAAGGUCACAGUUAGUCAAUAUGGAGAUUACUUGUAGGGGAGGGGUUUUUUCCUGCUCUAUGAAUAGAAGAAAUAGGAAUAAAACCUGUUUAUACAGGGUCAAAAUACGUAUUUUGGGAGGUAUUUGUUCUUUCUUUGAACAGAUAUAAAGUGCAUUACUGAUAUAAAAAUUUUUACAGAGUGUUACUCUGCAAAAAUCUUGUAUGUUGUGAUUUUAUUUUAUACUUUAUCUGAAGUACUGACAGUAAUAGAUAGUAUUUUCCUGUAUAGAUGCUGUUUGACAAAAAUGUUUUAUAAAUCAUAAAUAAAUCACCAAUAAUUAUCAAAACUAAUAAGUAGUUUUUAGAAAAAUGUGUAUAUUGCAUACUGCCACACAGAGCUUAUGUUUCCACAGGAAGAAUUCAGAGGGUGCCAUUUUUUGAAAUUUAGUACUUCAAAUAUUACAAUCACAGUUUUUAUUGGACUAAGAACAGUCUUUCUGAUUUUAUAUAUUAAGUUACAGUUUUCUGAUCUAGAUACAAUGGGAAUCAUUGCCUAACAAUAGUUUAACAAAUCAUAUAACCUUUGCUUUGAGAAAUAUUAGUGUUCUUGGCCAAAUAACUAUAGACCAAAACUGUUCAUUUAAACCAUGCCUGUAUGAAUGGAUUUCAUCCAAAAUACAUGUAUAAGGUUAGCAUCAAAAUAAGUAUAAUGGAUUUGUUUUGCAACACCAUGAUCUACCAAGCUGUUAUAUGAUUCAUAGUGGUUUUUGUAUUGUGAUAAAGUUUUAAUUGAUAUAGUUUACAAAGGAAUUUUAUGAUUGUUCACCCCUCUAAAAGUAUUAUAGAAAAUAUCUAGAAUAACACCAAUGCUUUUUAAAUAAAGUAUGUUGCAUGUUCUAUUAUAGUCUAGUGUCAGUUGUCUAUGUCACUGUUGUGCAACAAUUGUCUGUUCUGUAUAUGUUAGAAAACUCCAAAGUUGCAUUUUAGAGAAUAAUUUUUAGCAAGGAAAUUUAAAUAUAACAUUUAAGCUUUCAAAAUACCUCCACUGCUUUGUCAGGCAAAUAGGAAAUAGAAAAAAAGUGGAGAAGGAAAAAUAGAAAAAAAUAAUCAGCUCUGAAAAACUCAAAAUCAUCAUUUCUGACUUUUCAGAUAGUCUUACCCUUGACUCUGGAUGUUUUUCUUUCGAGCAACACAGCUACCUUUCCUUUUGCUUGAAAAAAUAUAAUUGUGCUUCUAAUGAUCUAGCCUUUUCUGUUUUGAAGUCAGCUAUAUAGCCUUGAAAAAUACUUUGUCAACUGGACCUCAAAAGUAGCACUGGAAUUCAUAGGCAUCCUUAGUUGCUUCCUAAUGCCAAUGUUUAUGUAUGAAAAGUGUAUUAAUAUUGCAAAGGCAAUUUCUAUUGAACAAAGUUAAUGUAGUCAACUUUCCCCCCAUGACUCACUAUUUGAGAAUAUGCACUAAUUUGUCCAUACCUUUUUUUCUCUAAUGAUUGCAGUUAUAGAUGCAGCAUACCAAAAAUGCUCUUAGUAGAUCACAAUGCUUAGCAACUCUGUAACUACUCAUAAUAGAUUACAUUUUUGUAUUUUUAAAGGCUGUAUAGGUGAUUUAUGACUGUAAUUAGGGUUCAGAUCUUGCCUGUUGAGUGAAGCAGUCAUUAAGUGAGAUGCCACAUGACUGCUUUGUCAAUUACUGCAAUCCCAGUAUCUGCCAAUCCCGGUUGCAGUCAUUAAGCUACUUAUUAAGUGGAUGGAGCAAAAUCUUCCUGGCAGACAGCCCUUUUACUCUCAAAUGUUUCUGUACACUACCAAAGGAUUUCAGCUCCAUUCCAAGCAUUGAGAGGAAAUCCUUUUUGAGACUGCAGGAACAAAGCUGAAAUCUUCACAAUUUCACUAACAUAUCUGCAGUUUUAAAGCAUUGUGUGGUCCUUGACUAGCAACAGCAACUGGGACUGCUAGAAUUUCCAUCAAUAAGCAAUAUGGUCACAUGGUAUCAUACUAUGCAGCUGCGUCGUUUAAUGAUGAUAAUUCUGGUCCUCGUUGCUGUUGUAAUCUGAGAAUUAUCUGUAGCCCAAAUUAAGAUACUCACCAGGAAAAAAACUAGUAAAACAAAGGAGAAUGAGACAAAAUAAGUUCAAAUCCCAGUGUAAAAGUCUUUAAGUGUAUUAUUUUCAGAUGUUGGUAAAGAGAAUUGUAAGGAUAUAUGUCCCCAAAUAAAAUGUAUGUAUUGUUCAAAAAA
Messenger RNA from Crotalus tigris (Tiger rattlesnake), 4933 nucleotides. It is a transcript of the gene PAWR, whose product is annotated as pro-apoptotic WT1 regulator. NCBI's taxonomy places the organism in Eukaryota, Metazoa, Chordata, Lepidosauria, Squamata, Viperidae. The transcript has 7 exons. Gene Ontology annotation, cellular component: cytoplasm. The record is from RefSeq and is a predicted model, not a curated record. Gene Ontology annotation, biological process: positive regulation of apoptotic process; apoptotic process. The coding region runs from base 1464 to 2417 and encodes 317 amino acids.